Molecule: messenger RNA, 3527 nt
Organism: Myxocyprinus asiaticus (Chinese sucker)
Lineage: Eukaryota; Metazoa; Chordata; Actinopteri; Cypriniformes; Catostomidae
Exons: 8
Coding region: 1138-2466 (442 amino acids)
Molecular function (GO): flavin adenine dinucleotide binding; N,N-dimethylaniline monooxygenase activity; NADP binding
Source: RefSeq, a predicted model, not a curated record
CCUAGUAAAAGAAAAGAGGGGAAAUGUACUGGUGCAGUUGGGAAACUUUUAAAUAACUGACAGUGAGUGUAUCGUUACUGAUAAGAGCUGAGUUAUAAAGUGAUCUCGUCGGAAGAUUUUCCUUUCAGCCAAUACAGCCAUCCCACGGCAAACAACAGAGGAGAAAUCCAUAUUGAUUGGAGGAGACAGCUGACUCAAAGACAUGACCGAAGUUCACAUUAUUGACACAUUGUUAAACUGUUGUGGUGACCAAACAUUUCUUUUAAGACAGGCAUUCAAAAUGAGGGAUUAUGCUCGCUAAAUCUCCGCAGCAAACAGCUUUGUGUGAACUUUGUAGUGUGUGUGAGUAGUGAUUACCGGCGGAGAGUUUUCGGAUCCUGAACAGGAGGAACAACAGCAAGUAAAGACGCUGACUACCACCCCUGGAGUCAUGAGUUCGAAUCCAGGGCGUGCUGAGUGACUCCAGCCAGGUCUCCUAAGCAACCAAAUUGGCCCAGUUGCUAGGGAGGGUAGAGUUACAUGGGUAACCUUUUUGUGGUGGCUAUAAUGUGGUUCACUCUCAGUGGGGCGGUGGUGAGUUAGCCGUGGAGAAUAGUGUGAAGCCUCCAUACGUGCUAUGUCUCUGCAGUAACGCGCUCACAAGCCACGUGAUAAGAUGCGCGGAUUGACGGUCCCAGAAGCGGAGGCAGCUGAGAUUCGUCCUCCGCCACCCGAUUGAGGCGAGUCACUACGCCACCAUGAGGACUUAGAGCGCAUUGGGAAUUGGGCAUUCCAAAUUGGGGAGAAAAUAAAAAAAAUAGAAGAAAAGGAGGAACGAAUCGAAAUUCAUUUGCAUGGUAAUCAACAUUAUGCCACAAAUGCUGUCGAAUGAGCUCAACUUGUAUGGAACCCAGAAUAUUCCUUUAAGUUCCUUUAACUUGACACGGCGUCUAAAAAAACGCUACACGAGACAUUGGAAAAACAGUGAGACGCGGCGCAGCAGUCGAAGAUGUGCAUCUCUAGUGCAUGUUUAUGUAGAAAAACAAUUUAAAAACAGAGCAGACAGAUCCAAAAAAACAUGUUCUGAGUGAACCGCCCCUUAAGUUUUAUAUAGUCAUUUCUGUUUACGUAGCUGGUUCAUUUUCCAAAUAGAUCUGAAUGGAGCAGAGGGGAAGAGUUCGUGUAGCGGUGAUAGGGGCCGGGGCCGCGGGCCUCUGCACCGCUCGACACAUCUUGUCUCGCCCAGAGACUUUUGAUCCACCUGUUGUGUACGAAAUCACCGAGCAUGUGGGUGGCACCUGGUUCUAUGAGGAACGAGUGGGAACCUAUGACAGUGGAUGCCCCAUCCACAGUAGUAUGUAUAGGGACCUUAGGACCAAUUUGCCUAAGGAGGUUAUGAUGUUUCCUGAUUUCCCUUUUGAUGAGCACCUACCAUCUUUUUUGCACCACACAGCGGUUCAGGAGUAUUUGGAAAAAUAUUGUGAGAUUCAUGAUAUUGCUGCUUGUAUUAAGUUCAACACUGUGGUGGAAAAGGUGAAGCCUGUCUCCAUGGAGACAGAGAAGGGGGGAGCUGUGACGUGGGAGGUAAUUUCGUGCAACACAUGUGGAGACCGUAACGCACAGACGUUCGACUCUGUGUUUGUCUGCAAUGGGCAUUACUCCGACCCCCACCUGCCCCACAUUCCUGGAAUAGAGCAUUUUAAAGGGAAAGUGUUACACAGUCACUCAUACCGCUAUCCAGAGCCUUUCGCUAACAAGUCAGUGGUGGUUUUGGGGGCCGGAGCAUCUGGUGUGGACAUUUCCAUUGAGUUAGCCCAAGCCAGUGCUCAGGUGAUUCUAAGUCAUAACAAACCAUCUCUGCCCUUCUCUCUGCCUUUGGGUGUCAAGCAGGCUACCCCUGUUGGUGGGGUCUUGGAAGAUGGGUCUUUACAGUUCAAGGAUGGAUCAGUGACCCUGGCUGAUGUUCUUCUGCUCUGUACAGGAUACAAUUUUAACUUCCCCUUCCUCUGUCCAUCAGAGCUGGGCCUGGAAAUACAGGAUCAUAUUAUGUUUCCGCUCUACAAGUUUUUGCUGCCCCCUGCCUUCCCUUCCAUUUUUUUUGUUGGCAUUUGCAAAAUUAUUUGCCCUUUUAUACACUUCAACUACCAGGUUCAAUUCGCCCUGGCUGUCCUUGAAGGUUCAGUCAAGUUGCCUACCCUGGAGGAGAUGGAGAAGGAAAUACAGGGUGAUAUGCAAAGAAAACAGGAGUCAGGUGUGCAGGUGAAGCAUCUGCUCCAUUUGGACUCUGGUCAAUGGGGUUAUUACUCGGAUCUGGCCAGAGCGGGUCAAUUCACACCUCCACAGCCAGUCAUUCAGAGCCUUUAUGAGGAGGUGGGCAGACAGAGGCGGAAACACCCACAGAAAUACAGACAGAUGAACUACAGGCUCAUUGAUGCCACACAGUGGGAGCUUUUGGAAGGCCAACCUGAACAAACUGAAAAAGUUUAAAGUGUAAAGACAAAUGUAUGAGAUUUUCACUGUUUACCUAUUAUCAGGGUUCCCACAUCUUUUGACAAACAAAUCUGUAUUACUUUUCCAGUCAUUUGUGAGUACUAGACAAUAAUUUAAAAAAAUCAUUUAAUAGAUUUGCACUCACAAAGAACAAUAUCUAGCCAAGGAAAUGCUUUAGAGCUUAACUAGAAAAAUGUAUGUUCACUAAAGAAAUUCCCAUAACUUUUUAAGAUUUUUUUUUUUUUAUUAUUGGUUGUCUUACCAUAUAUGCUGAAACAAUUUAAUCACAAUACAUGUAAUUUUGCUGUAAAAUAUUGGAAUAAUGCCGUUUGUUUUAAGUAAAAAGUAUGAAAUAUCUUAACAAUUUACAAUAAGGUUCCAUUUGUUAAAAUUAGUAAACAAUAUUAGUUAACAUGAACUAAAAAUUAAAAAUAUUUUUACAGCAUUUAUUCAUAUUAGUUCAUGUUAAUUACAACAUAUACCAAUACAAUUUUUAAAUGAAAAUGUGUUUAACAUUAGUUAAUACACUAUGAACUAACAUGAACUAACAAUGAACAAUUGUAUUUUAUUUACUAACAUUAACAAAGAUUAAUAAAUGUUGUAAACAAUAUAUUGUUAAUUGUUUGUUCAUGAUACCUAAUGCAUUAACUAAUGUUAACGAAUGAAGCCUUAGUGUAAAGUGUUACCAAUAUCUACUAGUUUAUUGUGAAUAUGUGUUAUUUUUAAUGAGACAAUACAUGUACUUUUAUGGUGAACUAUUUUUUUAAAUUAAUUUCUUAGAAGUCUCUGUGUGACCCAUCACAUUUGAUUGUAUUUUAUUGAAAUAAUUAUGUUUCUUCCUAUUUUUCAUAUCAGUUAUGUACAUUGAGGUGUUUUAUGCUCCUCCACUCUUGAUAAACUUCAAUUCAUCAUGCAGCCUUCUAUUUUACAACCUGUGUUACUAUGGUGGUUAACAGUAGCCUACAUUUAAAAGUACAGAACGUGUAGUUCCACGAGGUUGGUAUAUUAAAGGGAUCGUUCGUCCAAAAAUUAAAAUUAAUUUACUCACUUUCCUGCCA